Molecule: messenger RNA, 1464 nt
Organism: Penicillium roqueforti
Lineage: Eukaryota; Fungi; Ascomycota; Eurotiomycetes; Eurotiales; Aspergillaceae
Product: putative FAD dependent oxidoreductase
Exons: 5
Coding region: 1-1464 (487 amino acids)
Molecular function (GO): flavin adenine dinucleotide binding; NADP binding; N,N-dimethylaniline monooxygenase activity
Source: RefSeq, a predicted model, not a curated record
AUGAGUGAGUCCGUUCGAGUUGCUGUUAUUGGGGCUGGGAUCAGUGGAGUGGUUACUGCUGGGCAUCUUCUGGCAGCUGGAAUUCAGGUGACGGUGUUUGAGAGGAACAAUGCAACUGGUGGAGUUUGGAUUUAUGAUAAGCGUACUCCGAUUGAAGCCCAGUACCCAUCGCCAAGACCGUCUGCUUCACAGGAAUAUGUGAAGGAUGAGAGGGAAGGGAAUGAAAGAAAGGUCUUGCUUCAUGCGCCUCCGGGGCCUUGUUAUGAAAGUCUCACCAAUAAUGUCUCGACACCCUUACUACGGACCAAACUCAACGCAUGGCCAGAAGGAACUGCUCCUUUUGUGAAGCAUAAUGUGCUCAAGGAAUACAUCCAAGACACGUCGAAGAAGGCCGGUGUUGAUGAUAUAACCAAGUUUGGCGCCCGAGUGACCCGCGUCCAUAAGGAUGGACCAAAAUGGACGGUUCACUGGAGCACUUUGAGCGAAGGCCAAGAUCCCACCGAGAAGGAGGAGUCUGCAACGUUUGACUCGGUGAUUGUUGCCUCGGGCCAUUACCAUACGCCUCUCGUCCCGAAUAUACGGGGUCUACCAGAGGCAAAAGCCCAAUGGCCGGAGAGGAUCUUCCAUUCAAAGUCUUUCCGAAGGUCGGAAGGAUUCAAAGGAAAGAAUGUACUUUUGCUCGGUGGAGGUGUCUCUUCUCUCGACAUAGCCACUGAAAUCAGUGGAACCGCACAUCACGUGUACCAAAGCACCCGAAAUGGUGCCUUCGAUCUCCCCGAGAGUGCACUUCCAGAAAACGCAUCAAGAAUCGCCGAGGUCGAAGCAUUCGAACCUUCUACAUCGACAUCCGCGAACACCGAGCACUUGCCCUUAACCGUACAUCUCAAAUCCGGGGAGACCUUGCACGGUAUAGACACAAUUAUUCUUUGCACAGGAUAUCAAAUGGCACUUCCAUUCCUCGACGAAUAUAAUGAUUACACUUCGUCUGCGGCCGAGGCAAAUGAUACCGUGCUCGUCACAGAUGGCACUCAAGUCCACAACUUGCAUCAAGACAUCUUCUACAUCCCAGAUCCCACGCUGGCGUUUGUCGGCAUUCCAUUCUACACCGCGACCUUCUCUCUAUUCGAGUUCCAAGCUAUCGCCGUGACAGCCUUCCUGUCUGGAGUUGCGCAGCUUCCAUCUACUGCGAGUCUCCGGACGGAAUAUGAGAAUCGGGUUAAAGAGAAGGGACUUGGACGGAGCUUCCACUCACUCAAGGAUAAAGAGCAACCGUAUGUCGAGGAAUUGAUCAAAUGGGUUAAUACUGGAAGAGCUGAGCGUGGUUUGCCUUUGAUUGAGGGUCAUACUGAGAGCUGGAUUACAGAGAGAGCGGCUUUGACCGAGAGACUUAAGUUGAUUCUGGCAGGAAAGCUUCCUAGGGCGGAUAUUCUCAAAAGCCCAUUGGAGGUGGGGGUUACUGCAUGA